Molecule: messenger RNA, 1035 nt
Organism: Opisthorchis viverrini
Lineage: Eukaryota; Metazoa; Platyhelminthes; Trematoda; Opisthorchiida; Opisthorchiidae
Exons: 5
Molecular function (GO): GTPase activity; GTP binding
Source: RefSeq, a predicted model, not a curated record
AUGAAUUCAUGCUUUCCGUUCGUCCGAUGCAAGAAGAAAAAUAUUAAAGACAUUUAUCUUGUCAUUUUGGGAUUGGACAAUGCUGGAAAGACCACAACUACCAGGAGCAUCAAGGGCAGUAAGUCUCGCGCUCCGUUAUUAUCAAACCCCACUAACUGUCAAGUUUCCAGCGAUUUGGUUGCCCCGACAGUGGGAUUUGAUCGAAUAGAAUUUUCCACUGGCAAGUUCCACGUUAAUCUAUACGACCUGGGCGGUGGCCGUACCAUACGAGAUAUAUGGAAGACCUAUUUUGCCGAAGUGCAUGGGAUAAUAUUUGUCGUGGACUCUAGUGAUACAGAACGUCUGAGUGAAUGCCGUGGGGUGCUUUCCAAGCUUCUGGCGCAUUCCUCGGUGUCCGGCAAGCCAGUGUUGUUUCCUGUUAGACUUGCGAAUAAAAAGGAUGUUGCUGAAGCACUGGAUGAGCCUGAACUAAUUGAAGCGCUGAAAUUGGACCAGCUGGUCAAUCAGUUCCGAUGUCCUUGUCGUCUGACUAGUCCUGUUAGACUUGCGAAUAAAAAGGAUGUUGCUGAAGCACUGGAUGAGCCUGAACUAAUUGAAGCGCUGAAAUUGGACCAGCUGGUCAAUCAGUUCCGAUGUCCUUGUCGUCUGGAACGAUGUUGUGCUUUGCUAAGUAAACAUAAAAAAUUGGACAAAGCAAUUCGGAUGGGCCUGCGAUGGCUGCUCGCCUACAUUGAAUCACAGCUUCCAGAUUUGGAGAAACGCAUUCGACUGGACACGGAAAAACAAGCUCGGGAACAGGCCUUGGAACGUGAAGCGCGACGAGAGCGAGUCCGUCUCGCCAGAGAAAGGCGCGAGCGCCUGGACAUGCAACAAGAUUCCAAUGGGGUGCAAACCAGCGCAGAUGGUGUUUCGGACCGAACGUACUCGGUCACCUCGAGUAAACACAGUGAUCAUGCCGGAAAAAUGGGAGAUGUAAGGAUGGAAGAGUCUGGUACUCCAUCAAGGCGGUUAACUGUCAUCGACUUGGAAUCUAAA